Geodia barretti is the source of this 1629-nucleotide messenger RNA. The record is from the annotation of a GenBank genome assembly. Lineage: Eukaryota; Metazoa; Porifera; Demospongiae; Tetractinellida; Geodiidae.
GGAAACGAACAAUGUGAGCCUUGUACCAAUGGCCAGGUCCCUAACUCUGACAGGACUGGUUGCGAGUGUGCACCUGGCUACACUGGACCUUCGUGUGGCGGUAAGAGCUACACCAUUUCCUAAAUAUCAAUGUGCUGAAAACUUCUUCAUGACAUCGGGAGGUGCGUGUGAUCCGUGUCCAGCAGGAAGUACUCGAGAAGUUGGAGACGACAUGAUGUUCUGUACCUGCACCGGGAACCUUGUCAAUGACGAAUUGAGUCCUACCACCACCACCACCACCUGCUCAAUGUGUGCAACUGGUUACUACAGAGAAUCUUUCAAAAGCCCAACUGAACCUUGCAACUUGUGCAACACUAGUUAUUUCAGGGUAGGGGGGGAGUGUCAGCCUUGUCCAGGAGGCAGUAGUAGAAACAUUGAUGAUCCUGAGGGUUCCUGUACCUGUAACUCAGCUCUGGUCACCAGUGAUGGGAGUAUGACCACCUCCGAUAGUCCUUGUAACAACUGUCCAAAGGACAUGUUACUACACGAAGGAGACUGUGUCAUGUGUCCUGACUUCAGUGGCAGAGAGCUCUCCAGUCCUCCAGGUGUCUGUGAGUGUGAGACUAACGCAGCGACUCCUGUGAACGGUGCCACUUCCACCAGUGACCCAGACAGAGGCUGUACAGGUCUGUAUGCAUUACGUAUGUGUGUACAUUCUGUGAUUUGAUAAGCGCCAUGAUAUACACAAUCUUGUUGUGUGAGAUGCAACUGUAUGGGUAUGAUAGACCAUGCAAAUUGUGUUCAACAUGUUGCGUGCCCCCAGACAUUUGAAGUGGAAUGUGUUUAAGUCUCACACGCCAGAGUUGAAUCAUGUAGGCCAUAGCUUAAAAGCUGCUGUAUUGGUUAUCUCAUCUAUUAUAUGUAAAUAUCUCUUCCAGCUUGUAUCGAUGGAUUCUCUAGACCUUCCGCUGGAGAUUCUUGCCAAGAUUUGUAUACUUUGUGGCACUGUGGUGGGUACCCCUGGGUGCAUGAAUACCUCAGUGAAUUUGCCUCCUACUGACUGGGCCACUGAAAGUCUGUUUCUUAGUAACUUCACAACCAAGCACAUCGAGAGUAAAGAGUGAAGGGAGCGUUUUUUCACACACAUGUUCUAAGAAUGUACGUUUGUAUGCUUGGCUUUGGCCUCGUUCUUGUCACACAUAAUGUCAGCAUGCAUAGCUACGUUUUGACACUAGCAGAAUGAUGUAAUCCAUUUUGCGUUUUGACUCUGCAUGAGAAAAUGUAGGUUCUUACUUCAUAUAAAUCGUGGAUAAUGAAAUACGGGAAGUGGAUAGGGCUAGUGGUUAGACUAGACCAUGAAAUACGAAAGACGUGCUCUAGUGAGGUAAACUGUGAUUUACAUAAUUAUACGAAGGAAUGACUGCAAUAUUAUAGUAAUGUUCUGGCUGCUGCCUUGUCUGGGUGAUAUGUUCAGCAGAAUGACCCGUUCCGGUCAUAAUUAGCCAGAUCAGGCGGCUCACUGACCCUGUCAAUUAGCAUGUGUAACAUGGAGGCAUGCCCGAAGUGACUUACAUACACUCGUACUCUACGUAAUAGUUGGGUGGCUGAAUUUACUAGUGCAACUUUUACAUUUUACUCUGCCAGAACAGC